AUGUGCUACAGUAUCUCAGCUCAGUUACUCAAUCCAUGUGGCCACACAAUUUGUGGUCCAUGUGCCGAUCAAUGGUUAUUUGAUCAAGGCGCUGAAACUUGUCCUACUUGCCGGAGGAAAACAAAUUAUCUGCGUCCUUUGAUACCAAAUAUCACAGUGAAUAACUUUGUUGAAAGUUAUAUUCAAAUUUGUGCCCUCACUGGUGAUCGAGAUUGGCAGAGUAAUGGAAGUAAACUCAUUGAUUGGUUAGAAAGAAUAAAGUAA
This is a messenger RNA of Lentinula edodes (shiitake mushroom), 264 nucleotides long. RefSeq lists its product as uncharacterized. The record is from RefSeq and is a predicted model, not a curated record. The transcript is spliced from 2 exons. NCBI's taxonomy places the organism in Eukaryota, Fungi, Basidiomycota, Agaricomycetes, Agaricales, Omphalotaceae. Bases 1 to 264 code for a protein of 87 amino acids.